UCCACCACACAAACACACACUGAAAACACUAAGUAGCUUUCUUCAUUCAGCACCCUGUUUCAUCAUCCAACCUUCUUUCUUCAUUGAACACUGAAGACAUGUGUUUACAAAAACCAAUGGAGAUUGUAGGAUACGGUUUUCGUCCCACCGAUGAAGAACUUGUCCACUCUCACCUCAAACCCAAGUUGCUAGAUGAAGAACUUGUCCAUGUCAUGACUGACAUAGAUCUUUGCGCUGUGGAACCUUGGGAAGUACCAGAGAUGUUAGCAAAAUCAGUAAUACCAUUCGAAAACUCAGAAUGGUUUUUCUUCAGUCCUGUUAAGUUGAAGUACUCAAAUAGUGAAAGGUUUAAAAGGACAACCAAGAGUGGGUUCUGGAAACCCACGGGAGAACCCCGUGAUGUUAGAACAGAGGACACCAACACUGUCAUUGGGACUAAGAAGACUCUUGUUUUCUAUAUUGGUCGUGCUUCCAAAGCUGUCAAAUCCAACUGGGUUAUUCACGAAUAUCAUGCUCUUAACUCAAUCCAAAGCCAGAAUGCUUUUGUGUUAUGCCGCUUGAAAAAGAAACAUGGGAAAACGACCGAAGGAGGAACUGCUGCACUGAUCUCUGAUGAAGAGGAAUCCAGUAGAAGUGUGGUUUCUGACAAUGAACAUCAGGCAACAGCAGAAGGAGUUCCAUCUGGAGAUACUUUUAGCAGAAUGGAAACAAUCUGUCAGUUAACAUAUCAGGCAGAAAUAAACAUCUCCCCAACAGAACAGUCUCUAAUUGAUAUUGAGCAGGAUGAAGCAUCUUUCCCAAACCCAUCUAACGAUGCCUAUUUUAGAAAGGAAAUCAACAAUAGGCAUAUCCCAUAUGCACAGACUCCAUUUGAACCUAUGCAUACUUCUUUAGGAUCUACCCAAAAUCCAUUUGAAGCUGGAUCUAUGUUAACUCCUUUUGAACCUACACAACCUUCAUUUGAUACACUGGAGGCUCUUUCAGGAACUAUGCAAUCUCCUUUAGGAGCUAUGCGGACUUCUUUAGGAGCUACGUAUACUCCACCUCAAAUGAUGUAUCCUCCAUCUGAUACUACGCAUAUUCCUUUAGGAUCUAUCCCAUAUGCACAGACUCCAUUUGAACCUAUGCAUACUUCUUUAGGAUCUACCCAAAAUCCGUUUGAAGCUGGAUCUAUGUUAACUCCUUUUGAACCUACACAACCUUCAUUUGAUACACUGGAGGCUCUUUUAGGAACUAUGCAAUCUCCUUUAGGAGCUAUGCGGACUUCUUUAGGAGCUACGUAUACUCCACCUCAAAUGAUGUAUCCUCCAUCUGAUACUACGCAUAUUCCUUUAGGAUCUAUCCCAUAUGCACAGACUCCAUUUGAACCUAUGCAUACUUCUUUAGGAUCUACCCAAAAUCCGUUUGAAGCUGGAUCUAUGUUAACUCCUUUUGAACCUACACAACCUUCAUUUGAUACACUGGAGGCUCUUUCAGGAACUAUGCAAUCUCCUUUAGGAGCUAUGCGGACUUCUUUAGGAGCUACGUAUACUCCACCUCAAAUGAUGUAUCCUCCAUCUGAUACUACGCAUAUUCCUUUAGGAUCUAUCCCAUAUGCACAGACUCCAUUUGAACCUAUGCAUACUUCUUUAGGAUCUACCCAAAAUCCGUUUGAAGCUGGAUCUAUGUUAACUCCUUUUGAACCUACACAACCUUCAUUUGAUACACUGGAGGCUCUUUCAGGAACUAUGCAAUCUCCUUUAGGAGCUAUGCGGACUUCUUUAAGAGCUACGUAUACUCCACCUCAAAUGAUGUAUCCUCCAUCUGAAACUACGCAUAUUCCUUUAGGAUCUAUGCAGACUCCAUUUGGAGUUUCAAGUCCUUUAGCAUCUAGGAAGAUUCCUUUUGAAAGUAGGAAAAUUCCAUUUCAAAAUACACAUACCCCAUCGCAGACUCCUUUUGAGUUCCCAAAAUCAUUGAAAAGGACAUAUUGUGAAAGCACUUGCAUAAAUCCAGAAGUCGUCCUUAAACUGGACGAUAGUAUUGAAGAUAGUUCAACUAUGUGUACUGAAUAUCUUAAUUCAGAUGAAUACCAUUCAUCAAAAAGGUUUAAAACAUCAUAUGAUGUUGUAGAUGGUGAUACAGAUCUUUUAUUUUCCAACCAAGAAGCAAGUCAGAAACAAGUAAGUAUAUUUCAAGACGAUUUUUGGGGAGUGAAGACAUCCUCAUGUGACUCUACAGUAUAUAAUCCUGAAGAGAUCAAUUGGAAUGAAAUAUCUAGUUUUCCUUGCACUUAAAGGUCAUGGGAAGAUCAGUAUCAUCUAAGACCGAACAACUUCAUAUGGUGCGAACUAAGAACUUCGUACCAUUAUUGGAUUAGUGGAUAAGAGUAUAUGUUAUUAAAAAUAACUUGCUCUGAAAUAGCCAAUUUACUAGAAAUUGCAUAAUGACAAUUAUGCAUUAUAAUACAAAAGUAUGUAUAAUAGGAAAUGUAUUAGAAAGUAUUAUAAACGAUGAAAUCGUGUGUAUUUAAGAUACUAGAUUGUGUACUAGGAUGUUUGUAUGGUUAUUUGUAGUUUCUGGACAGAGUACUUUUUUGUAGUGAACUUUUGUCUCUAGGAUACCAAGUGUAUUACUGAAUCAGUUUAUUUUCUUUGAUUUUAGUAUUUAAUAAUAUAUUUUAUUAGCUUUUGGAAUGCAUGGCUAAUGCAGUUAUUUUCCCAUAUCAGUUGAACAAAGGAUUGGCUAGACAACCACUUCACUUUUA
Vigna angularis (adzuki bean) is the source of this 2746-nucleotide messenger RNA. RefSeq lists its product as uncharacterized. NCBI's taxonomy places the organism in Eukaryota, Viridiplantae, Streptophyta, Magnoliopsida, Fabales, Fabaceae. The record is from RefSeq and is a predicted model, not a curated record. Gene Ontology annotation, molecular function: DNA binding. Gene Ontology annotation, biological process: regulation of DNA-templated transcription. Bases 99 to 2276 code for a protein of 725 amino acids. The transcript is spliced from 5 exons.